AUGCUCUUUCCUCAAUCCUUCCCUUCUUUCCUUCUCUCUCUUUCUCUCUCUCUUUCUCUCUCUCUCUCUCUCUCACACACAUACACACACACAGAGGCUGCGAUUGUAUUUAACCUUCCUCUAUUCCUUUCUAUUCAUCUAACAUCUUUGCAUCUAUCUUGGUCUGUUCAUAUCUAUCUAUCUAUCUAUCUAUCUAUCUAUCUAUCUAUCUAUCUAUCAAAGUCUGUUAAUAUGUCUCUAUCUACCAAUAUAUCUAUAUAUCGCAGUCUGUUCAUAUCUCUCUACAUAUUACUCCACCUAUUUCAGUUUGUUAUCUAUCUAUCUAUCUAUCAAUCAAAUUUGUUAUCUAUCUAUCUAUCUAUCUAUCUAUCUAUCUAUCUAUCUAUCUAUCGAAGUCUUUUGCUAUCUAUCUAUCUAUCUAUCUAUCUAUCUAUCUAUCUCAGUGCAUUUCUAUCUAUCUAUCUAUCUAUCUAUCUAUCUAUCUAUCUAUCUAUCUCAGUCUGA
Acanthosepion pharaonis is the source of this 504-nucleotide messenger RNA. The record is from the annotation of a GenBank genome assembly. Lineage: Eukaryota; Metazoa; Mollusca; Cephalopoda; Sepiida; Sepiidae.